AUGGCCACGUACUAUAUGUACUUCCCGUUCCUGACUUGCGAGGUAAAGUGCGGCGCCGCGGGGCUCGACAUCGCCGACCGACAGAACGCCCACAGUACAACCCUUACGGUGCGGGCCAUUGUCGAGCUUUUCCGUGCUGUAAAGCGCGAGGAUGAGGUUAACCGGGAGAUCCUCGCCUUCUCCGUCUCGCAUGACCAUACCUCAAUCCGGAUUUACGGCCACUACCAGGUCAUAGCUGGGAAAGGCAUCAAGUACUACCGCCAGCCGAUCCACAAAUUUGACUUUACUACACUUGACGGACAGGACAAAUGGAUGGCAUAUCGAUUCACGAAGAAUUUGCCGUCGGAUUUGGACUUGGAUGUCCCACCACUUUCUGAGGCGACCGGGCUUUCCCAGGAUUUAGGAAACCUGAUGCAGUCGGGUGCCAGCUCCUCUUCUGCAGGCGAGCAGGAUCGCCAGCCGAGUAUCGCUGAGCAGCAAGUGGUGACUCCAGACACCUCAUUCAGUGGGAUAGCAAAGAGGAAAGGCCAGAAGGUGGCAAACGGGUAG
Molecule: messenger RNA, 549 nt
Organism: Podospora pseudopauciseta
Lineage: Eukaryota; Fungi; Ascomycota; Sordariomycetes; Sordariales; Podosporaceae
Exons: 2
Coding region: 1-549 (182 amino acids)
Source: RefSeq, a predicted model, not a curated record